Messenger RNA from Sorghum bicolor (sorghum), 2742 nucleotides. RefSeq names its product polynucleotide 3'-phosphatase ZDP. Gene Ontology annotation, biological process: DNA repair. The record is from RefSeq and is a predicted model, not a curated record. The coding region runs from base 271 to 2274 and encodes 667 amino acids. Gene Ontology annotation, molecular function: ATP-dependent polydeoxyribonucleotide 5'-hydroxyl-kinase activity; polynucleotide 3'-phosphatase activity; zinc ion binding. The transcript has 19 exons. Lineage: Eukaryota; Viridiplantae; Streptophyta; Magnoliopsida; Poales; Poaceae.
UGGCCCGCGGCUGCCAGAUUCGCGCCCGCUGCACAGCCGCCGCAGACUCCCAGAACGAGAGCAGAGACACGACUCGCUGCCCAACCCCUCUUUCUUCCCGCCGGAUUGACGGAAUCGAUCGCUCCGCUCCCACCGGCCACCACCACUCCACCGCACCACGGUAUCGAUUCCCGCGCCGGCCGGCCGCCCGCAUCCACCGCACAAAACCCUAGCCAUCGCCCCCACCCUUCACCCGCCACCACCAUAAACCCCGUGCUCCCCGCCUCGUAUAUGCUCGCUGUCCCCUUCUCCUGCCUCCGCAUUGCGCGAAACCCCAUCCGCGUCCGCCUUCUCCACCCCGUCUCCGCUGCUCGCGUCACCCGUCUCGCCAUGUCGACCACGCCGCCGCUGGCGGCGGCUACCAUAUCCGUCGAGUAUGCCAAGUCCGGGCGCUCAACCUGCAAGGGGUGCAGCGGGGCCAUCGCCUCAGGGGCGCUCCGCCUCGGCGCCUCUGCGCGCGACCCCCGUGGCUUCGACGCCACCAAGUGGUACCACGUCUCCUGCUUACCCUCCUUGUCGCACCCGCUCGGCCCCAUCGAGAGUAUCAAGGGGUUCGACUCCAUCAAGGACCAUGAUCGUGAGGAAUUGCGAAAGCUAGAGAAGAAUCAUAAAAGAGACAAUACUGCAGUCAGUCCUUUAGAGGAACCAAGUCCAAAGAAAGCAAGGAUUCAGAUGUCUUCCCCUGCGGAGGGGGUGCCAGAUAAGGUAACCAUCUCUGUUGAGUAUGCGAAGUCUGGCCGCUCUACCUGCAAGGGCUGCAACGAAAAUAUUGCCAAAGGUGCCCUCCGCCUUGGUGCCUCUUUUCCUGAUCCCCGUGGCUAUGAAAAUAACAAGUGGUACCAUGUUGCGUGCUUCCCUACAUCGUCAUACCCAUUAUUUCCAAUGGAGAAUCUGAAGGGGUUUGAUUCAAUCAAGGAUCAUGACCGUGACAAGUUGCGCAAGUUGGAGGAGAAUCGCAAGAGCGAUGGAAAUGUGGCUGAUGUAUUGAAUGAGUCAAAUCUGAAGAAAGAAAUGGCUCAGAGCAUGGAGGACUCAAAAGAAGGUGCUGAAAAGGAUCCAGAAGGAAUAAAGAAUCAUAAAAGAGACAAGACUGCAGGCAGCCCUUUGGAGGAACCAAGUCCAAAGAAAGCAAGGAUUUCUGCGGAGGGGGUGCCAGACAAGGUAACCAUCUCUGUUGAGUAUGCGAAGUCUGGCCGCUCUACCUGCAAGGGCUGCAACGAGAAUAUUGCCAAAGGGGCCCUCCGCCUUGGUGCCUCUUUUCCUGAUCCCCGUGGCUAUGAAAAUAACAAGUGGUACCAUGUUGCGUGCUUCCCUACAUCAUCAUACCCAUUAUUUCCAAUGGAGAAUCUGAAGGGCUUUGAUUCAAUCGAGGAUCAUGACCGUGACAAGUUGCGCAAGUUGGAGGAGAAUCACAAGAGUGGUGGGAAUGUGGCUGAUGAAUCGAAUGAGUCAAAUCUUAAGAAAGAAAUGGCUCACAACAUGAAGGACUCAAAAGGAGGUGCUGACAAGGAUCUGGAAGGAGUAAAGGUUCACUGCAUGGGGGAGUCUGGAGAAGGUGCUGAAAAUAACCUGGAAGAAGCAAAGAAGUUACCUGCAGGGAACAGGACGGUCGGUCCAUCGAUAUCCUUUUCACUUUCUGAUAUCAAGAAAGAAUACAAGGAUGCUACCCUUCCUGCUCAUUGGAAGGUUUUUGAUACAGUUAUCUUCCGUGAGCAGGAAGAUGGCCUUCAUGCUUCAUCUAAGAUUGCUGCAUUUGAUUUUGAUGGAUGCCUUGCCAAGACCAGUGUGAGGAGGAUUGGUGCAGACCAGUGGUCUUUACAGCAUAAAUCAAUUCCAGAAAAAUUGCAAAGACUGUACAAUGAUGGUUACAAGCUGGUCAUAUUCACCAAUGAGUCAAACAUUGAGCGCCAUAAGAACAAGCGGCAGCAAGCUGUUGACUCCAAAGUUGGUCGCCUUGAUAACUUUAUUGAAUGUGUUAAGGCCCCUAUUCAGGUUUUCAUUGCUUGUGGUUUAGGGAAAGGAAAAGAUAUUCCAGAUGAUCCAUACCGCAAACCAAAUCCUGGAAUGUGGUGGUUGAUGGCUCAGCAUUUCAAUUCUGGAAUCGAAAUUGACAUGGAUCAAUCUUUCUAUGUCGGUGAUGCUGCUGGGAGAGAGAAGGAUCAUAGUGAUGCAGAUAUAAAAUUUGCUAAGGCCAUCGGUCUCAAGUUCCAUGUUCCCGAGGAAUACUUCCCGUGACCAGCUUCAUUAGACGUCUAGUAAGAUGGUUUCACUAUGUCGUUUAGUGUUUGGAUUUGGAUGUUAUCAAUAUUGUGGCUAUUCUGCUAUGGUGAUCUACAUGUCUGUUUAAACCGUCAAAUAAUAUCCUAGUUAUUCUGAUGUGGAAUUGUAGCGCCAAGUUGCUGACACAAUUGAGAAAACUCAACUCUCUAUAACGUAGAGGUGUUAAGGCAAUCAGUUACUAAUCUAAUUCAGUGUUACGAGGAUCAGCCAUAGUGGUGAUAAUACGAUCAUGCUUAGAUAGAUCGGUGGAUCAAUCCGUCUAUUAGUCACGAGUCAAUUCUAGUGUCCCCUGUAGCAAGUGCCCAUGGUGUGAGCACAGUAGGCUGGAUAGGCCUGUAACAGUGCGCAACACGUCCAAGUGUGCUUCACAUCAAUCGAUGUAUAUUGAAGUGGAUUGAGAUAAAAAAUAGUUAAUUUUUUUUA